Polyodon spathula (Mississippi paddlefish) is the source of this 995-nucleotide messenger RNA. Its product is annotated as ELL-associated factor 1-like. Bases 192 to 995 code for a protein of 267 amino acids. The transcript is spliced from 7 exons. Gene Ontology annotation, cellular component: super elongation complex. The record is from RefSeq and is a predicted model, not a curated record. Gene Ontology annotation, molecular function: transcription elongation factor activity. NCBI's taxonomy places the organism in Eukaryota, Metazoa, Chordata, Actinopteri, Acipenseriformes, Polyodontidae. Gene Ontology annotation, biological process: regulation of transcription elongation by RNA polymerase II; positive regulation of DNA-templated transcription.
GGUGCUAUUUCCGAAUAGGACAUAAACAUAGGAAGAAUAUUCGGAACGAACUGGGUCAAUUUAAAAAAAUAAAAUAAAAUAAAAGCCAUGUAUAUGUUUGUUUAUUGCUGGCCAUGACAAUUUAGCUCAUUGUAUUUCUUUCAUCUUCGUUUUGAAAUAAAUGUAAAUUGGUGUACAUUAAACCCAGAGCAAUGAACGGGAGUUGUAACCCGUUGAUGGAUAAAGAGGAACAUGUUUUGAAGCUGGGGGAGAGUUUUGAAAAGCCGCCCAAAUCGUCUUUUCACACCAUCCGAUAUGAUUUUAAACCAGCAUCUAUUGACACAACAUGUGAAGGGGAGCUUCAAGUGGGUAAAGGGGAUGAAGUGACAAUCACAUUACCCCACAUUCUGGGCUCUACACCACCUAUGACUGUGUUCAAAGGUAACAAAAGACCCUAUCAGAAAGACUGUGUGCUUAUCAUUAACCACGACACUGGAGACUUUGUGCUGGAGAAACUCUGCAGCAGUAUACAAGUAAAGAAAACCAGAGCUGAAGGCAGCAGUAAAAUUCAGGCCCGGAUAGAACAGCAGUCAGUCCGGGCAACGCAACCUCCACCACAGUUCAGAGCCCCAACCAAGCCUGGUGCAGGAACAAAAACAUCCCCCUCCAAGGACAACCCGUCACCUGAACCACAGUUAGAUGACAUUAAGAGAGAGCUGCGUGCUGAGGUGGAGGUCAUUGAACAGAUGAGCAGCAGCAGUGGCAGCAGCAGCAGUUCCUCAGACUCGGGGAGCUCCUCCGGCACCGAGGACGACAGCUCCAGCAGUGACGAAGAAGAGGAGGCCCACCCCUCCCCAACACACCAUCAGCAAUACAGCAGCAGAAACCCCGCCUCCAAUGGCACCAGCCAACCACAAGGCAGCAACCAGCUCAUGAGCACUCUGAGAAAUGACUUACAGCUGAGUGAAUCUGGAAGCGACAGAUUCCUGAAAGACGUUAUCACCCGAAAUCUGUGA